CAUUGCGGAGAAAGGCUUGCACGGGCGUGGAAGGGUUGCUCUUCUGCCGCUGUGACGCAGACUAGCGCAGGCAGACAGACAAGUGGGGUCGUUUCCAGACACUAGGCCACAGCAGAAGCAGCCAAGAUGGAUCCUAGAUGCCUCUGUUGGACCCUCCCUGCCUUUGGCUCUGAUGACACGCGUGGGGGCCAGAGUGAUUUUGACUGGCUGAACACUGGCCUGGCGCACAAACACAACAGGGCGAGGGGGUUGCAAUCUGACUUGAUAGGUGGAAAAAAGAAAAAAUACUGUCAGCAGCCUCCUGCAACGGUUGAAGGGCUAAUUUGAUCUCUGACUCAUUAGCGAAAGUGAUCUCGUCACUGCCUGUUCCGUGUUCUGCAAGCCCUCUCUGCUGGCAGGACACAGCCAGCCUCCAAGAGAGGAUAGGGGCGUGCUCAGAGAGGGCUGCCUUUCUCCUUCAGAGCUCAGCGCUGCAGACCUCAAAGGCACAUGAUGCGCCCCGCACCGAGCAGAGCGCUUUGCAGUGCCCAGGAGCUGCAUGUGCCUGGGGCAGGACGCAAUGUCUGUGAAGCCUGUCCCUGCUGACGCACUUCCCGCUUCUGCUUGUGACUUGUCCCCAAACUCAAGAGUACCACCCACUUCCAGGAAUAGUGGACCAAGCACGAUGGAACUGUGUCGCUUUCUCUUUGUGGCGGUCUUCCUCCUGCUCCCUGGUGCUUCUUCCCUGAAGAUUAAGGCUUAUUUCAAUGAGACUGCAGACCUGCCAUGCCCAUUUACAAACUCUCAAAACCUAAGCAUGAGUGAGCUGGUGGUGUUUUGGCAGAACCAGGAAGCAUCAGUUCUGUAUGAGCUAUACUUAGGCAAAGAGAAACCUGACAAUGUUAAUCGCAAGUAUAUGGGCCGUACAAGUUUUGAUCGGGAAAAUUGGACCCUGCGACUUCACAACGUUCAGAUCAAGGACCAGGGCUCAUAUCAAUGCUUCAUCCAUCACAAAAAGCCCAAAGGAAUGAUUCUCAUCUAUCAGAUGAAUUCUGACUUGUCAGUGCUUGCUAACUUCAGUCAACCUGAAAUAAUAGAAAUUUCUAAUAUAACAGAAAAUUUGUACAGAAAUUUGACCUGCUCAUCUAUACAAGGUUACCCAGAACCUAAGAAGAUGAGUUUUUGGCUUAAAACUGAGAAUUCAACUACUGUGGAUGAUGGUGUCAUGCACAAAUCUCAAGAUAAUGUCACGGAACUGUACAACGUUUCCAUCAGCUUGUCUGUUUCACUCUCAGCUGUUACAAGCAAUAUGACCAUCAUCUGUGUCCUGCAAACUGAGCCAAUGAAGACAGAGCUUUUCUCUUCACCUUUCUAUAUAGAUCCUAAGGACCCCCAGCUCCAGCCCCCAGAUUACACCGUCUGGAUUGCAACAGCUAUAGCUCCAUUGGCAAUUGGACUUCUGCUGAUAACCUAUCUUAUUAGGCAGAAGAGGAAGAAGAAGAGGCAACCUGGUGUCUCCAAUGAAUGUGAGAUUCUCAAAAUGGAGAGGGGAGAGAGUGAACAGACCCAGAAAAGAGUAAACAUCCAUGUACCUAAAAGAUCUGACGAAGAAUUCCAGUGUGUUGUUAACAGUUUGGAGAUAACCUCAGGCGACAAAAGUGCUACACAUUUUUAAUUAAAAUGUAAAGUCUA
Microcebus murinus (gray mouse lemur) is the source of this 1671-nucleotide messenger RNA. The record is from RefSeq and is a predicted model, not a curated record. NCBI's taxonomy places the organism in Eukaryota, Metazoa, Chordata, Mammalia, Primates, Cheirogaleidae.